AUGGCAGCGAUUCAGCUGUUAUUUGCCUGCUGUGUUCGCGGGCGGACAAGACGGAGACAGAGAGAAGGUUCCGAUGAGCAAGUUAUCCCUGAUGAAGAGUCGCGUCUAAUUCCACCACCCGCGGAAUCCCAGCUAAAUGUACCAAACGCGGUAGGCCAGGAAAUCGAGGAAAGAAAUGCGAGGCUAGGGACAAUUGUUCGGGCCAAAGGAGGAAACAUGAUCAACACAUCCGCGUACGCGCCUUUCAACGUCCUCAAUCGACCAUAUCGAUAUUCUCCUCAGCGCUAUGGACCAAAUCGCAGCGGAAGCAGUAACAGAAGAGCGUCUUCUUCUCGGUCUAUGUCCAGAGAAGAUCAUUCAGAGACCCGUCGACGUUCGGUUGUUCGUUACGGACAAAGUUACCUUGCUCAUGGCUAUGGAUAUGGAGCUGUGGGUGUUAGUUAUAACCCCUCGUUGGUCCAUACUAUGUCUACUCCUGCUCCGCUUGAGCCUCAGUCUAGUGAAGUGCAGGUACAGAUUCAGUCCGCGGCGGAUGGGAGGACUUCUUUGGAGCGAAGUGUAUCGAGGAAGAGAGAUGGGAAGAAAGGUCCAGAUACAGGCAAUGGUGAAGCCGAGGCAGCUGCUGCAAGUGACAUGAAUAAUAAUAAAACACCACAACUUCUUCCGAGAUUUCGUUCAACGUUGGUCAUGUCCCCUUCAACGACAUCCAUACAGAAAUCUACAUCACACGAGUCAUUCCCAGAUUCUCACCAUUCCCAUUCCAACUCCAACUCUGGCGACAUCACACUCAACGGAGGUACCGGAACAAUCGAAGGAUUAGGUGUCCGGCUGGUCCAGCCUCCUCCUUCUUCGUCUGACAUCGUUUUUGGAGCGCCUAGUGCGGGGUUGGGGCUGGGAAUGAGUAGACGUGGUCGACCGAAAGUUAGAACCAGGGGAGGGUCUUUUUCUAGUCCUGUUGGUUCCGGAUAUGGUUCUGCUGCGUCAGGGAGCUCUGCUAAUCUUGUACGCGUACGAUCCAGGGAGGAGGAUAGCACCACUGUACAGAAUGGAACUGGGUUCUCGUCUUCAGAGCAAACCCCUCGUCCACUCAGUAUCAUCACGCCGCCGCCACCACAUCAUCUACUAGGCUCCGCCACUCCUAUAGGAACGCUUCCCGCAACCUACUCAUCAACGUCGCCCGCUGCCACUUUCCUCGCCCCACCUCCUUCACCUCAUUCCGAUCGCAAUUCCGAUUCCGGUCAGUCGGCACUAUUGCGCACCCCGCCACACGUCCCUCCGCCACUCCCUCUAACGCCCAAGCCACCGCCGGUGUUUGAGAUCAAAGACGAAGGUGAAUUGACGAUUGGAUGGGAUGAUUGA
Molecule: messenger RNA, 1359 nt
Organism: Lentinula edodes (shiitake mushroom)
Lineage: Eukaryota; Fungi; Basidiomycota; Agaricomycetes; Agaricales; Omphalotaceae
Exons: 4
Coding region: 1-1359 (452 amino acids)
Source: RefSeq, a predicted model, not a curated record